Molecule: messenger RNA, 1146 nt
Organism: Lithohypha guttulata
Lineage: Eukaryota; Fungi; Ascomycota; Eurotiomycetes; Chaetothyriales; Trichomeriaceae
Exons: 2
Coding region: 1-1146 (381 amino acids)
Biological process (GO): adenylate cyclase-activating G protein-coupled receptor signaling pathway
Cellular component (GO): plasma membrane
Molecular function (GO): G protein-coupled receptor activity
Source: RefSeq, a predicted model, not a curated record
AUGGUAAGCUAUCGACUGUUUAUCUGGUGGCGUCAUUGUCAACUCAGGAAUGGCGCGAAUCAGUUCUUCAUCCUCAUUUACAAUCUCGUCAUCGCGGACAUACAGCAAGCCAUGGCCUUUGCGCUGACUGCAUUUUAUCUUGCUGAAGACAAGAUCGAGGUUGGCACAACUACAUGUUUUGCGAAUGGCUGGUUCGUAAGCACCGGUGACCUCGCAUCUGGAGUAUUCAUUCUCAAUAUAGGGCUUCACACCUUCUUGACCAUCGUCAAAGGUCAAACGAUCAGCGAUAUGUCAUUCUACCUUUGGCUUGCUGGCUCUUGGGCUUUUGUCUACUUCAUGGCUAUACUGACAGUGGCAAUGCACAAGAACGUCUAUGUUCGAGCAGGCGCAUGGUGUUGGAUCGACAAGCGCUAUGACAAGGAGCGUCUGUGGCUCCACUACAUCUGGAUAUUCAUUGCCAUGUUCGGUGUUGUCGUCAUCUACGCCAUGAUCUAUUUCUUCAUCAAGGCUCGACUUACUGGCAAGACCAGAACAAAUAUCAACACUACCAGCGACAAUCGAGCUGAACUCGCCAACGCCAGACGCGCCGCCAAAUACAUGAUUAUCUACCCCGUCGUCUACGUGGUCUGCACCUUACCUCUAGCUGGAGGUCGUAUGGCCGCGAUGUCUGGUGUUUUAGUACCUCCGUAUUGGUGGUACUGUUUUGCUGGUGCAGCCAUCACAUCCUGUGGUUGGCUUGAUGUAGUUCUCUACGCCAUCACUCGGCAUGUUCUCGUCUUUCCACGAUCGGCUCCACCAAAGACUAACCUAGGUCUCAACACCUUCGGCUGGCAUCCAACUCCACCUUUCUACGGUGUCACCACGACUGUAGAGGCGCCAUUGAGUCGUGCUGCGAGGCGACACGAAAGCAAAACCAGCAUCUUGAGUCCGGUGUGGCGUCCUCUAAGACGCAGACAAAGCGACGAGGAUUAUUUUGCAAACGUGCCGGAGGGGGUCAUCAUGACAAAGACCACGAUUGAAGUUACCUCGAUCCCUGCUCCUCAUCACAGUCUGACCAAUGAUGCAUAUGCGCGAAGUGAGACCAGUGUGUUGGAAAUAGACGACAAGGCUGCUAUUGUGACUCCAAGCGGGAGUGUGUCCAGAUGA